Messenger RNA from Sarcophilus harrisii (Tasmanian devil), 5365 nucleotides. RefSeq names its product WD repeat domain 62 (gene WDR62). Gene Ontology annotation, cellular component: mitotic spindle. The record is from RefSeq and is a predicted model, not a curated record. Gene Ontology annotation, biological process: mitotic spindle organization; regulation of mitotic cell cycle; neurogenesis. The transcript is spliced from 35 exons. Lineage: Eukaryota; Metazoa; Chordata; Mammalia; Dasyuromorphia; Dasyuridae. Bases 112 to 5349 code for a protein of 1745 amino acids. Gene Ontology annotation, molecular function: protein binding.
GCGCCGGCUUUUCCCGCGGCGGUUCGGAGCGAGCGGCCGUUGCGGCGGCUAACGGUCUCUCCGCUCGUUCCGAGCGACGCCGGGACCGUCGGGAGGGCGCCGGGAGCCGAGAUGGCGGCCCCGGAGCCCGGCCUCGGCGGCUACGGGCGGAGCGAGGCGGGGCCCCGCGGGGAGAGGGAGAAGCAGCCGCCGCAGCAGGCGGCCGGGGGCCAGGGCUCGACCCGCAGGGGUAUGGUUUCCUCGCCGCCGCCGCCGCCGCUCUGCCUCAGGCGCCGAGUGAAGCUGCUGCCGGGACCUGAGGAAACGGUGCAGAGCCGGGUAACCCUGGAGAAAGUACUGGGCAUUACAGCCCAAAACAGCAGCGGCUUAACAUGUGAUCCGAACACAGGCCACAUCGCCUACUUGGCUGGCUGUGUGGUGGUGAUCUUGGACCCCAAGAAGAGUAAGCAGCAGCACAUCUUCAACACUGCCAGGAAAGCCCUGAGUGCCCUGUCCUUCUCUCCUGAUGGCAGAUACAUUGUGACUGGUGAGAACGGGCACCGGCCGGCUGUUCGGAUCUGGGACGUGGAAGAGAAGAGCCAGGUGGCGGAGAUGCUGGGCCACAAGUAUGGGGUGGCAUGUGUGGCCUUCUCGCCGAACAUGAAGCACAUCGUGUCCAUGGGCUACCAGCACGACAUGGUGGUCAACGUCUGGGACUGGAAGAAAGACAGUGUGGUCGCCUCCAACAAGGUGUCAUGUAAGGUCAUCGCCAUCUCGUUUUCUGAGGACAGCAGCUACUUUGUGACUGUGGGCCACCGGCACGUCAAAUUCUGGUUCUUGGAGAUGUCCAAGGAAGUAAAGGUGACUGGCACGGUGCCCCUAGUGGGGCGCUCAGGCAUCCUGGGAGAGCUACACAACAAUGUCUUCUGUGGCGUGGCCUGUGGGAGGGGCAGGAUGGCGGGCAACACCUUCUGUGUGUCCUACUCCGGUCUCCUCUGCCAGUUUAAUGAGAAGAGAGUCCUGGAAAAGUGGAUCAACUUAAAGGUCUCCCUUUCAUCUUGCCUGUGUGUCAGUGAGGAUCUCAUCUUCUGCGGCUGCACUGAUGGGACGGUCCGCAUCUUCCAGGCACAUGACAUGCAUUAUGUGACCAACUUACCCAAGCCCCACUACCUGGGAGUGGAUGUGGCCCAAGGCCUGGAUCCCAGCUUCCUCUUCAGUAGGAAGGCCCAGUCGGUCUACCCAGACACGGUGGCUCUGGCCUUUGACCCCCACCACCACUGGCUCUCGUGCGUGUACAAGGACCACAGUAUCUAUGUUUGGGACAUCCUUGACCUAACUAAAGUGGGCAAAGUGUGGUCCGAUCUUUUCCACAGUUCCUACGUCUGGAAUGUUGAGGUCUACCCAGAGUUCGAAGACCAGAGAGCCUGUCUGCCCUCCGGAUCGUUUCUGACCUGCUCCUCAGACAACACCAUCCGCUUCUGGAACAUGGAGAGCAGCCCGACUUCCGGCCGGCCCAAGAACGUUUUCAGUAACAACCUGCUAAAGGUGGUAUAUGUAGAAAAUGACAUCCAGCACCUGCAAGACAUAUCCCAUUUCCCAGACCGGGGGAAUGAGAAUGGGACUCCUGUGGACAUGAAGUCAGGAGUGCGGGUCAUGCAGGUCAGUCCUGAUGGUCAGCACUUGGCCUCAGGCGACCGCAGUGGAAAUCUGAGGAUUCAUGAGCUCAGGUUCAUGGAUGAGCUGAUUAAGGUGGAGGCCCAUGACGCAGAAGUUUUGUGUCUGGAAUAUUCCAAACCUGAAACUGGGGUGACAUUGCUGGCCUCUGCCAGUCGGGACCGGCUCAUCCACGUGCUCAAUGUGGACAAGAAUUAUAACUUGGAACAAACCCUGGAUGACCAUUCCUCCUCAAUCACAGCCAUCAAAUUUGCAGGGAACAGAGACAUCCAGAUGAUAAGCUGUGGAGCUGACAAAAGCAUCUACUUCCGCAGUGCCCAAAAGGUUUCCGAUGGCCUUCAUUUUGUACGCACCCAUCACGUGGCAGAGAAAACUACCUUGUAUGACAUGGACAUCGAUAUCACCCAGAAAUAUGUGGCUGUGGCCUGUCAGGACAGGAAUGUGAGAGUCUACAACACGGUCAAUGGCAAACAGAAGAAAUGCUACAAGGGUUCUCAGGGGGACGAUGGCUCCUUGCUGAAGGUGCAUGUUGACCCUUCGGGCACCUUCCUAGCCACCAGUUGUUCUGACAAGAGCAUCUCGGUGAUUGACUUCUAUUCUGGAGAGUGCAUUGCCAAGAUGUUUGGACAUUCAGAAAUUGUCACAGGCAUGAAGUUUACUUAUGACUGUCGCCACCUGAUCACUGUGUCUGGAGACAGUUGUGUCUUUAUCUGGCAGCUGGGCCCGGAGAUCACCAGCUGCAUGAAGCAGCACCUGAUGGAGAUCGAUCACAUUGAGCAGCAGAAGAAGCUCAAAGAGAGAAAGUGGACCAGCCAGCUGAGGCGGGAAACUUACAUGUCUGUGCCCAGCGGGACUUGUUCCCUGAGCCCUGGAGAGCAAACGGAGGAUGAACUGGAAGAGGAGUGUGAGCCAGAGGAGCUACUGAAGACCCCCACCAAAGACAGCUUUGAGACAGAUCCCCGAUGUCUGCUGACCAAUGGCAAGCUUCCCCUCUGGGCUAAGCGGUUGCUGGGGGAUGAGGAUGUGGAUGGGGCCACGUUCCAUGCCAAGCGGAGCUACCAGCCCCACGGCCGCUGGGCUGAGCGGGCUGACAGGGAGCCCAUCAAGACCAUUCUGGAUGCCCGGGACCUGAAUUACUAUUUCAGCCCCGUGAACCCCGACGUGCUGGAAGACUCUGGCCUGGAGAAGGUGGAGCCACAGAACCUGGCCCAGCUGCUCAAUGAGACAGAGGGCCAAGAGGAUCCAAGCCAGACGGAAGGUGGAUUCCAGUGCCCUGACUUCCUCCAGUUGGAUCUGGAGUCUUCUAAAGAGAGUGACAUCAUCAUUUACACCCUGGAGCCAGAGGCCCUCCCCGAGAAGAGUGAGUACCAUAUGAAGGAAGUGGACAUCCCCCCCUCUCAGCGGGGCAAUGGGUAUCUGCGAGUCGGCUCCGUUCUGAAGGGGGACCUGGACAGCCGUGUGCGGGAGCUCCAGCCUGAAGGUGGGGACUCGCUCGAGUCUGAGGCUGAAACGGAAGUGGAGCCCGCUGACCUGGAAGGCAGCUUCAAAGCCAUUCACUCCUCACCCCCCCAGCCCAAGGCCGAGAAGAGCCCUCUGGAGCUGAUGCCCUUAGUCCCAGAGAGCACAUUGGAAGUGGAGCUCAUCGGACCCGAGGGGCCCGUGCCCCCCAGCAGCUCUUUGCCGCAGACCCCAGAGCAGGAGAAGUUUCUCAGGCACCAUUUUGAAACCCUCACUGAUGCCCAUCCUGAAGAACUGUUUAAUGGUUCCCUGAAGGACAUGGAGGCCCCUGAGGUAGACACGGAAUCUGAGAAACAUUUCUUCCUCAACCCUCGCCUGAGCAUUUCUGCCCAGUUUCUUUCUCGAUUCCAGAAAAGCCCCAGGUUUGCGCACACCUUCCCACCGACGUUGCCCCUUCAGUUAGUGAAGCCGCUGGAGGCUGUGGCACUUGGCCGGGAUGGGCCCGAGGCCCAGAGGAGCUAUGAGGCCGCAGACGCCUCUGAUGGACUCCUUGGUGGGAAGGCAGCCAAGAGCACGGAGACCCCAGCACCUGCGUCCUGGUGCCCACUGAUCUCUGGCGUCACUGGCAUGGGGUCAGGCCCACCCUCAGAAGCUCUCAUGGGCCCCUCCCUGGAGGAAGAGAGGGCAAGAAAAUCGAAGCAGUCACCUCCACUCCCCUGCACCCUGGCCCGGGGUGGCCGAGAGCCCCGGGCCCGCUCCUACCUGGAGUCCACCACGAGCUCCCGAGCCAAGAUGUCCCGAAGUGUCUCUCUUGGAGAAAACCUCACCCCGACCCUGACAGAACCCCCCCGACCCCCAAAUGGCCUGAGGAGGCCUCUGUCCAUGGGAGAACUCUCGAUGUUGGGGCAGGAUGGUCAGCCGAGCCCGGCCAGAGAGCCGAGUGCCCCAGAGCGGGGCCCGGACCUGCCCCUGUGGGGUAAUCAUGAAGCCCGAGCCAGCCUGAGACUGGACCUGCCCAAUGUCUGUGACCCGCUCCGGAUGCCUCCCCGCUCCCCACCCCCUGCUCCCGCCCCAGCCCCGAGGCCUCCAGAGGUAGGCCCAGGGAGAGGCUGGCUCAAGGAUUCCCUGGCCACUGUGGAGACCUCCCCUGCGGCGUUCCUGGCCAGCGACACUCCUGAGAUGAAGGCCAUGGGCCUCUAUGAGCCUGGCUUCCUCCACAGGCUGUCGGGAGCCAAGCCACCAGUUCAGGCCCUCCCCGAGGGCCCGGCAGCCAUAGAAUCUGUGGGGCCUAGGGGCAUCGCUUCUGAAACCCCCCUCUUGGAACCUCCCUCUGUCCCCCAGCUCAGCAUGAGGAAUGUGGAGAGCGUCACCCAAAAGCUGCAGCGCAGCUUCCAGGAGGCCCUGGACCUUUACAAGAUGGUGGUUUCCAGCCCUCAGAUGAGCGGAGAACAGCAGCAAAUUCGGGCAGAAUUGUCAUCUACCUUCCUGUGGAUCCAGGGCCAGCUGGAAGCCAUGACCUGGCUUGGGGGGGAGGAGGACAUGCCUCGAUCCUUCCUGGUGAGGAGCUGCCGGCCCCAGCCCCGAGACUGGGGCCACCUCGCCGACCAGCACCGAGGAGACGCCUACGUGCCAGACUGCAGCCUGGACAAAGGGUUGGUUGACCAAGGAGGCCCCAAGGCGGGGGCCAUAGGCAGAGAGACCUCCGGGAGUGCCCCAUCCUGCCCGCCUCCCAGCAGCGGGGAGGCCCAAGCCCGGGUGAGAGCCCCCGGCAGUCUCUGGGGGUGGGGAGCCUGGCCCAGGCGGGGGGAAGGAGAGGUGCCCCCGGCUGAGCGGGGCCCCGGAGGGCUGAGCUGCCCCCUCUGCCCUAAGGUUUUCCCGCUUCAGCGCAUGCUAACCCGCCACCUCAAAUGUCACAACCCUGCCCGGCGCCACGUCUGCAGCUGCUGCACCAAAGGUUUCCACGAUGCCUUUGACCUCAAGCGGCACAUGAGGACGCACACGGGAAUCCGGCCCUUCCGCUGUCCGGCCUGCGGCAAAGCCUUCACCCAGCGCUGCUCCCUCGAGUCCCACCUGGGCAAGAUCCACGGGCAACCUCCGCGCUACGGCUACCGGGAGCGCCGGGAGAAGCUGCACGUGUGCGAGGACUGCGGCUACACCAGCGCCCGCCCCGAGGACUACGCCCAGCACCGGGCCCUGCACCCCGGCCGGCCCUCAACCCUGGGCCCCGGCUACCCCUGAGAAGGCCGGCCCCCAG